Messenger RNA from Malassezia vespertilionis, 1005 nucleotides. RefSeq lists its product as uncharacterized. The coding region runs from base 1 to 1005 and encodes 334 amino acids. Lineage: Eukaryota; Fungi; Basidiomycota; Malasseziomycetes; Malasseziales; Malasseziaceae. Gene Ontology annotation, molecular function: metal ion binding. Gene Ontology annotation, cellular component: nucleus. The transcript is spliced from 2 exons. The record is from RefSeq and is a predicted model, not a curated record.
AUGCAAAAGUCGGUGCGGCGCGGCGAUAUGGGCGAAGUCGUGGUGGAUGGCGUUACGUUUGUGUUUGACGAGACGGGCACGAAGCUGGUCAAGAAAGGAAGUGCGGAUGCGCCACAGAUAAGCACUGCGCAAACGAGUACCACGCCUCUGCAGACCUCUGUCCAUGGCGAAGAUUAUGUGCGCACCAAGCGUGGAAACCUGAUCAACAAAAAGCUGGUCGUAGAACGCCGCGCGACACGCGCGAAAGCACUGCAGGCCGAACACUCUGCGACGCCUGCGCAUACAGUGGGCGACGUGCAGAGCAAGCUGCGCCCUUUGCAUACGCCACGCGCCCUUUGCAAUUACUAUACCCGGACCGGCGCUUGCCGCCGCGGCAUCGCCUGUCCAUUUCAGCACGACCCCUCUAAGCGUGCCAUCUGCCCGGGCGUUUUGAAACCGACAGGAUGCGUACACCCACGGGGUGCAUGCCUUUUAUCCCAUACCCCCUCAGCGCACAGUAUGCCGCAUUGUGUGCAUUACUUGCGUACAGGAACGUGCCGCAACGGCGAGUCGUGUGAGUAUACCCAUACCCGGAUGGCCCCUGACGCCCCUCUCUGCCGUCCUUUCUCACAGCUGGGUUGGUGCGACGAGGGCGCAGCGUGUGUGCAGCGGCAUGCGCGCGAGUGCCCCGACUUUUCCGCGCAAGGUGCGUGUAAGAGCAAGGGGUGCCGCCUCGCGCAUGUCGAUCGCGCCGCGCCGGAUGUGCCUCUAGAGCCCGGCCCUGAUACGCUUUUCGUGCGCGACGACAGCGGCGCAGCUGAAGAGACGCGUUAUUUUGACGAAGCACCGGAGCCCGAGCAGCUGCACGCCGAGACCAUGCACGGGAGCACAAAGGCAUUCGCACAACAGCGCGACUUUAUCUCCUUGGACGACGCGCCGGUGUCGGAUACAUCGGACACCGAGUCUGUACUAAGCUAUGCUACGGCUGAAAGCGACGAGGAGGUAGAGCGUAUACUGAGUAUAUGA